Onychomys torridus (southern grasshopper mouse) is the source of this 520-nucleotide messenger RNA. It is a transcript of the gene Catsperh, whose product is annotated as transmembrane protein 262. The record is from RefSeq and is a predicted model, not a curated record. Bases 89 to 439 code for a protein of 116 amino acids. NCBI's taxonomy places the organism in Eukaryota, Metazoa, Chordata, Mammalia, Rodentia, Cricetidae. The transcript is spliced from 3 exons.
GAAUACCCUAGAUGGCAGGAUUUCGCUGCCCCGGACAGUGACCCCUCGCUCCACUGCCUGGGCCUGACUUGAGUCCGGUCUGAGCGAGAUGAGGUGGCGCGACCGGAUAGCUGUGCUGUUCUUCCCUCCAGGCAUGAUGCUCACUGUGGCCGCUCUCAUGCUCUUCUUUCUGCACAUGGGUGUCUUUGCUAGUGACGUGCACAACUUCUGUGUCACCCACAACUAUGAGCGAAUGAGCUUCCAAUACACAGUUGUCCUGAUAUUCUCCCAGGUGAUCAGUAUCUGCUGGGCUGCCAUGGGGUCACUCUACGCAGAGAUGACUGAUGACAAGUUUCUUCGAUGCUUUGCUUUGACCAUCCUGAUGCUCAAUGGAGCCAUGUUCUUCAACCGCAUGUCCCUGGAGUUUCUGGCCAUCAAUUACCGAGAGGAGAUACACUAAGGCCUGGGGACAGGGGACAGGGCUGAGAAGGGAGAUGGAAAAAGCUGCUUCAGAUGUUUUAAUAAAGUCUGUUGUUUAUUU